Molecule: messenger RNA, 5844 nt
Organism: Ctenopharyngodon idella (grass carp)
Lineage: Eukaryota; Metazoa; Chordata; Actinopteri; Cypriniformes; Xenocyprididae
Gene: pigg
Product: phosphatidylinositol glycan anchor biosynthesis class G
Exons: 13
Coding region: 214-3129 (971 amino acids)
Biological process (GO): GPI anchor biosynthetic process
Cellular component (GO): endoplasmic reticulum membrane
Source: RefSeq, a predicted model, not a curated record
GUAGUGACCCUCACGGCACAACACGGAAAUGAGAAUUUCAAAACACUAAUCCGGCAGAGUCUUCAUUAAUCGUGUGGAUUUAGAGCUGUUUAUAGUGAAAAUGACGUUAGAUUGCGGUCAGUGAGAAAUCAGGCAGCAAGCUGGACAGCUGACAGUGUUUGUGUUGUCUUGUGAGUGUAGAAGUGAUAUUGAUGACAGGUAUUAAUCUUCAUCAUGAAGCUGAGCUCAUCGGUAUUUGCUUUAUUGUGUCUCAUAUGUGAGAUUGUGUCAAUCGCUCUUUUCCUGAGAGGAUUCUUCCCUGUUCCUGUCAAAUCAUCCUUUUCAGCCAAGAGCAAACUGAGUGACUUUCCUGCAGAGCCACAGACAGGAAGUGCCCUAAACUCCUCCAGAGUCCCUGCACCUCUGUUCAGGCGUGUGGUGAUCGUCCUGAUCGAUGCUCUCAGACAGGACUUUGUGUUCGGCUCUGAUGGCCGCAGGUUCAUGCCCUACACCAGACAUGUGCUGGAGAGAGGCUCUUCUCACAGCUUCAUAGCCAAAGCCAGACCUCCCACCGUCACCAUGCCCAGAAUCAAGGCUCUGACCACCGGCAGCAUCCCGGGUUUCAUAGAUGUGGUGAUGAACCUGAACUCUCCGGCUCUGCUGGAGGAUAACCUCAUCUGGCAGGCCAAGAGCGCCGGCAAACGAAUCAUCUUCUACGGCGACGACACUUGGGUUCGACUCUUCCCCAAACACUUUAUGGAGCACGACGGCACUACCUCGUUUUUUGUGUCCGACUACACAGAGGUGGACAAUAACGUGACCCGUCAUCUGGACAGCACUCUGAAGCGGGAUGACUGGGAUAUUCUGAUUCUGCAUUAUCUGGGUCUGGAUCACAUCGGGCACAUCAGCGGACCCCACAGCUCUCUGAUAGGACCCAAACUCAUGGAGAUGGACGACGUCAUCAAGAAGAUUCACACCUCGCUCAUAUCAAAGGAAUCUGAAGGGACGCUGCCCAACUUGCUGGUUCUGUGUGGAGAUCACGGCAUGUCUGAAACCGGCAGUCACGGCGGAUCGUCUGAACCGGAAAUCAACACGCCGCUCCUGCUCAUUAGCCCCGCCUUCAGGAGGAAAGCGGGAUUGGAGGAGCCGGACGUCCUGGAGCAGGUGGAUCUGACCCCCACCCUCGCCCUGGCUCUGGGGUUACCCAUCUCCCAGAACAGCGUGGGCCAUUUGAUUCCGGCCGUGUUUGAGGAGUUAUCGCUCCGAGAGCAGCUCCGCCUCCUCCAGCUCAACGGACACCAGCUCAGCCGGCUCCUGCAGGACAGCAAUCCCACCUUCCACAAGGAGGACGGUUAUGAGCUGUUACGUGUGGCGGAGAAGUCUCACGGAAGCUGGAUGAAGCUCUAUGUGGAUGGAAACACGUCGGAGGUUCUGAGCAACAUGGGCAAGAAGGUUCUGAAACAGUAUCUGGAGGCCCUGAAGGCCAUGAGUUCAGCUCUGAGCAAACAGCUGGGCAAAUACGACAUGUACUCCAUGAUCAUGGGCAUGAUCUUCAUGCUGCAGGUGCUGUUCUUGCUCUUGUUGGCCAUGCCGGAAGCGUUGAGCAGGGAGGCGGUUGUGGACGUCCCGCUGGCGUCGUCUCUGCUCUCUCUGCCCUUCUACCUGCUGUGUCUGUUCGGCUCCGCCCUUCACGUGCUGAUCUGCACCUCCGCCGGCGGGCCCUGCUACCUCUGCUCUCUCCCCUGGGUCCUGGUGUUUGCCGUCAUCCUCUUCUCCUCAGCCUUCAUGUGUGCUCUGGUUACAAUGGCCGCGAGGAGGAUUCCCACCAACAACAAGACCCCUACUAAGAGUUCUGCCUGGACUCUGUCAGAGUUGGACACUCUGUUGCUGAUCGGUACAGUGGGUCACACGCUCAGUUUGGGUUCCAGCAGCUUCAUAGAGGAGGAACACCAGACCUGGUACUUCCUGCUCAACACGCUGUGUCUGGCCGUCUUCCAGGAUGUGUGCAGGAAGUACUUCAGGGAACAGAGGCACAGAGGUGACGAAGAGGACGAGGGACCUCUGCUCCCCUCCAAUGCAGAAGAACGGUCGACUUUCUCCCCAGUGGCAGAGCUGGGAAUAAGUGCAGGUUCGGAGAAGUGGCUGGCCCUGGCGACCCCGCUGCUGACCCUGGCCUGCUGUCGCCUGCUGAGGUCACUGAACCAGACCGGAGUGCAGUGGGCGCACCUGCCUGACUUUGGACACUGGCUCAACAGUGGGGAUCAUAAGGCGUUCCUCUCCGUGUUGGCGGUGUUGUCUCUGGUUCUGAUCUUCCUCCUGGUUCAGCGUCACUGCUCGCUGGUGUCUAAGAUCGCCCUGGCGCUCGGCCUGCUCGGAGUUUACAGCUAUCGCGCCGCUGUCGGAAACGUCCUGUUCCCAUGGCAACACAGCAGCCGUGCCGUCUCCAAAGGAACCGUCGAGGCACGGUUUGUCUACGUUUUCGUCCUCGGCAUCCUGUUCACCGGCGUGAAGGACCUGUUGCGCUCGCAGGUGAUGUCGUCAGCGGCGGACAGUGGGCGUCUGAAGAGCAGAGGAUUGUGGGAAGUGUACAGCGGGGUGGUGUUAUUGGUGGCUCUGCUCUUCAGGGCUCAUAAUCUGCCCACGCUGGCCUGCUGUCUGCUCAUCCAGACCGUCAUGGCUCAGUUCAUCUGGAAGAAGCUGCACUACGACGCCGCCCAGACCACCAUCAUGCACUACUGGUUCGGCCAGGCCUUCUUCUUCUUCCAGGGAAACUCUAAUAACAUCGGGACGGUGGACAUCUCUGUGGGUUUCGUGGGUUUGGAGAGUUAUGUAGAAGCACCGGCUGUUUUCCUGACGGCGCUGAGCACUUACACUGGACCACUGCUCUGGGCCUGUCACCUGCUGUGUCACCUGAGCUCAGAGAGAGACAGGGCUGUAAUGGGUCUCGGUCAUGGCAGCUACUGCUUCGCGCUCCUGCGGUCCAUCCCAGUUGUGUUCUACGUGGUUCUGGUCACCAGUCUCCGAUACCACCUCUUCAUCUGGAGCGUGUUUUCUCCCAAACUCUUGUACGAAGCCAUGCACACCCUCGUCACCACCGCCGUGUGUCUGUUUUUCACUUUUAUGGAUCAGGAACGCUCGGCUAGGCCUUGAAUACAAAGCCAGAUCCAGAACCAAAGCCAAACUCAGGUACAGAACAAAUGGUGCAGUUGGAGUUUUAGGCACCAAAAGAAGAAAUUAGUUCGUGUGGAAGGAAAUUCUACUGCUGUGAAAGAGGUCGACGUUGAGAAUUCAGAGCUCACAUGGAGAUUUGGCUUGCUCUACUGACUUAUUUCUGUGCAUGUGAUUAAAUUAUUAUUUUUUUAAUAUUUUUUGGGAGGUCAUCGAUAACGUGCAGAUAACGUACGGCGAGACUUGUGGGUGUACAUAUGAUAAUCCCUCUUAUUCUCUAUGCAGUUUUCUUCCUAAAGCUUUACCGAUAAAGGAGAGUGUAAUUCUUUUUGUAUUUUGCCAUUUCUGCUCCUGACCGUUGCUUCACCUCUGGAAUUAUACGAGAUAAGAUGCAUCAUUAAUAACUCUCCUCGCUGAGAUCACAGCAGAUGUAAACUCCUCACGCACUUGAAAGCUUUAAGGGAUCUUAAAAGUCUUUUAAAUCAUAUCUAAACACAGCUGCGUGUGACGUUUCAUUUUAAUCCGUCUGUUGGGAAUGUGAAUUGUAAACUGAUUUAUCUUGGUAAGUGUUUUUUCUUUAUCUCAGCUCUUAGAUCUGGUUAAUAAUAAAACAAGCCCUUUUUGAUUGCGAGUAAUUCAUUUCUACAUGCUUUUUAAUGUGUUUUGCCUCUCUGUUACACUGUUAAAAGUUUGUCUUCGGUUAGAGGGUCUGAUUUGUUUUGAUACAUCUGCUGUGUACAAGUUUUAAACUUAUAGUAAAUGUCACUUUGAACGUGAGAAGACAUUUUGCCUGUCGCUUGGUUUCUAUCUUCAUCAGCUCCGCCCACAGAGAAAUCUCAUUGGUUGAAAUAAGCUCAGCAUAGCUAAACAGAUUCUCUGAUUGGCUGUGAUUUUGUUGCAUCGAGCACUUUUUGAGUUAAGAACAUGUUCAAUUUUUAUUUAAAAAAUUCUGCCACCAAAUUAAUUUGAAAUGUUUUGUUUCCAUUAAUGGUUAUGGACGUCUCUUUUCUUCUGUUGGUGAAUCUUUGCUAUUGCCAUUUUCUGAUUAUUUUCAAUUUUGAAAACAAUUGUGCUGCUUCAUAAUUUUAAAUUUAUCUUUGAUGAAUAGAAAGUUUAUUUGAGAAAUAUAUGUUUUGUAACAGUAUAAAUGUUUUUAGUGUCACUUUGGAUCAAUGUAAUGCAUUCUUGCUGAAAAAAAAUCGGUAACACUUUAGUUUAGGGUCCAAUUCUCACUAUUAUUAACUAGUUGUUUAUUAGCAUGUAUAUUACUAGGAUAUUGGUUGUUUAUUAGUACUUAUAAAGCACAUAUUAAUGUCUUAUUCUGCAUGAUCAUAUUCUACAUCCCAUAAUCCUACCCAAUACCUAAACGUAACAACUACCUUACUAACUAUUAAUAAAGAGUAAUUAGGAGUUUAUUGAGGCAAAAGUCAUAGUUAAUAGUGAGAAUUGGAUGCUAAUCUAAAGUGUGACCAAACUUUUGUAUAAUAUAGUGUAAAGGUUAGACCAUCUGUUACAGCAUCUUUACCUUGUUCACGACAAUCAGUGCAAGUUUGUAUUAAUGUCACAGAAUAUUUAAUCAAGUAUUUCAAAAUAUAUUUUCCCAGCCGCUUCAAAUGGGUUUCUUUGAGACAUUUUGCUGUGAAGAUACCAUUAGACUUUAGAAUAAUUGUGAAGCAUAUUAUUUGUGUUACUAUUAUGUUGACAUCUGAAAUGUUAUUAAUCUUCAGGAUGCUGAGGCAGGAUGUAAUCCAGGUAUUGUCCAUUCUUCCUCAAAAUUAGUAAAAGAAUUCAUUAAUGAUUCCCAUUCCUUACAGAUACUGUUACUAAGUGAAGGCAUCUCAGAUGUCUGCUUCCUCCCAGCGGUGCAGUUUUCACACUCUGCUUUGACCUUUUUAUUGGCUGUAGAAGGUGAUUUUGUGACCUAAUGCCUUUUUAAACUGUGAACAUCCUCCAGGGAGAGAGAGGAGAGCGUAGAGUCUAUCCCACUGGAACGAACGCAGUCUGGAGCUUCAGAUUGACCUCUGGGAUUCAGCUCUGAUCACACUCUCAGUGGAUCUUUCUAUAUAGAGUUCUUGACAACCUUCAUGCCAAACAGGUUCAAUAAAUGUCUUAAAUGAUUGCAUAAUCCGUUCAUAUUUAAUGGAUUAUUUAAAUUUUUUCUGAGUGGUAAUGUAUGUUUAUAAGCUUCUUAAUUCAUAAAUCUAAUCAACAUGAUGGAACCCCUAUAAGGUUCUAUAUAUGAAGCCCUUAAAGAACCAUUAAAAGUUCCAUAUAGAAUGUUUUCUCCUCAGAGUGUGAUUUACAGUCUGAGCUCAUGCAGUGCACUAAUAUUGUACCUUUCCAAGGGUAAAAACGCUCAAUAUUUGACAUUUGAUUGAUCACCCUUCUUGUUAUAUGAGGGAUAAUGUUCAGUCAGCCGGUCAUUAUCACAAAUGAAAUCCCGACAGGUCUUGCAUCAUCCUGAAGGGGGUUAUUUUUCCAUAAUGACUGGAUGACUGCAUUAUUGCAUGGCUGCUUACCAAAUAAAUAAAUAAAUCUACAUAUUAAUUGAUUUCAAAUUAUUUAGAUUAGUGUCAUUAUAUAAAAAAAGUUUGGUCAAUCAGUAUUAUACAAUCAAUCAGAACUGAGUAUUCCAGAAAUCUGUGUAAUAAUUACUGCUGUGAGAUUUUCUGUGGUUAUUAAAUGUUUUGAGGUUUA